AUGAAAAUCCUCGCCUUCCUCUCCGCCAUCACACUUGCCUGCGCCCAGGGGGGGCAGUGUCAGGGUGGCGGGGGCACGGGAGCUGGCUCUGGCCCUGGCUCUGGCUCUGGAGCAGGCUCUGGAGCAGGCUCUGGUUCAUCCUCGACUUCUUCGUCAUCGGUGUUCACGGUCACGGCCUCCCGUUCCGGCUCGUCUAUCCAUCAGCUGGCGCUGAAUGCCAAUGGGGGGUACUUCUAUCUCGGUGGGAGGACAUCCACGUACUGUCCCCCAGGGGUGGAGGCUGAGGGCGGCUGUCCACCGGGAAAUGCGACUGCCAUUGAUGGUGGGACUGCUUUGAGUGUCUCCGUCCCCGGCGGCCAACAAAUAUACGUCACCUCCAAAGGCGCCCUUGCCUUCACGCAGCCGCACAGCGCCUACAUCCCGCCAGGCUCCUCAACCGGCCCGUUCUACUACAGCGCCGGCGACCCAACCGGGACCUGGAGUUUUGACGGCGGCUUCAUGGCCUGCCCCAUCGGUGGCGGCGCCGGUAGCUCCUCCGCGGGUGCCUCGUCCUCUGGAUCCUGGCAGGUUUUUGCGAACUGGAGCAAUGCCACCGUGCCCGGGGGCGAUGUUAAUGCCUGUUUGGGGUUUCAGGCGGUUACGGUGGGACGGAAUGUUAGUGUGGAGGCUUGGGAGUAUAUCUAG
Aspergillus heteromorphus CBS 117.55 is the source of this 684-nucleotide messenger RNA. Its product is annotated as putative IgE-binding protein. The record is from RefSeq and is a predicted model, not a curated record. NCBI's taxonomy places the organism in Eukaryota, Fungi, Ascomycota, Eurotiomycetes, Eurotiales, Aspergillaceae. Bases 1 to 684 code for a protein of 227 amino acids. The transcript has 3 exons.